GAAUAUAUAUAUUAAGCCCCACAAUUAUAAUGGUGUCUUCUCUACUCCAAAACCCUACUUCGUCGGCCGCAGCAGCCAUUCGUCUCAGAUUGGAGUGCUUCAGGUAAAGUUUUGAGCAAUGGCACCUAAAGCUGACAGCACAAAAAAGAAUGACCCAAAGGGUCAAGCCUUGAAGACUGCCAAGGCCAUUAAAUCUGGCCAAACAUUCAAAAAGAAAGCAAAGAAGAUCCGCACCUCGGUCACUUUUCAUCGGCCAAGGACCUUGAAGAAGGAAAGGAACCCCAAAUAUCCUCGCAUCAGUGCACCACCAAGGAAUAAGUUGGACCAUUAUCAAAUUCUCAAGUAUCCACUUACCACUGAGUCUGCUAUGAAAAAGAUUGAGGACAACAACACCUUGGUUUUCAUUGUUGACAUCCGUGCCGACAAGAAAAAGAUCAAAGAUGCAGUGAAGAAGAUGUAUGAUAUUGAGACAAAGAAAGUGAAUACUUUGAUCAGGCCUGAUGGAACGAAGAAGGCAUAUGUUAGGUUGACAACUGACCAUGAUGCCUUGGAUGUGGCAAACAAGAUUGGCAUUAUCUAAGCUACUGUGCGGCAUCUAUUUCAGGACCACAAAGGGAUUUGAUUCUUACUGUUACAGUUUUGUUAGGACUGGAUUUUGUUUUGGUUUUCUUUAAUAUGUAAUGGGGAUCAAGUUUGCUUUUCAACUUUGGCAAUGGAGAUGUGGAUUAGGAUUUAAUUACUUGUUAUAUGUUAUGUUUACCAUUCAAUCUUUUGCCUUGA
Messenger RNA from Ziziphus jujuba (common jujube), 780 nucleotides. RefSeq names its product large ribosomal subunit protein uL23. Lineage: Eukaryota; Viridiplantae; Streptophyta; Magnoliopsida; Rosales; Rhamnaceae. Gene Ontology annotation, molecular function: rRNA binding; structural constituent of ribosome. Gene Ontology annotation, biological process: ribosomal large subunit assembly; translation. The coding region runs from base 119 to 580 and encodes 153 amino acids. The transcript is spliced from 4 exons. The record is from RefSeq and is a predicted model, not a curated record. Gene Ontology annotation, cellular component: ribosome; cytosolic large ribosomal subunit.